GCCGGGCGACAGUCGAGACUCGGCGUUCACCUUCGCUCGUUGUUCCGCCUCGCGCUUCGGUAAUUCCGCGUGCCGGCGCUUGCAUUCUGCUCGCAAGAAACCUGUCGUAGGCCCAAUAUCUCCGAUCGAAAUAAACGCGAGUCGCGCGUGUUCAAGUGAACUUUACGUGGCGAGGUGCAAGUCGGAAGAGACGCGACGCGCAAGUCAGUUUGCGGCAAGACUGAAACGUCGAAGGAAGAAAGAUUCGGUUCGCUGACUUGGGUUGCGCGAGGGACGCGACAACGAAAAGGCGGUUGGUGGCGAGAGAACGGGAGAAGCGAGGGGGACGAAGAUUCAUCGAAACCGAUCGAUAAUCCCCUAAACCGCGGAGCUUGGCGCGUCUGCCGCGCGACAGUCGAGACUCGGCGUUCACCUUCGCUCGUCGUGUGCCGCGUCUCGCGCUUCGGUAAUUCCGCGCGUCGGCGCUUGCAUUCCUUUCUGUCCGAGGAACCGCCACAGGCCCAAUUUCCCCGACUGGAGUACGUGUGAAUCGCGCGUGUCGAGUGAACCUUACGUGGCGAAGUUGCGAGUCGGAAGGGACGCGACGCGCCUCGCGCGAUUCAAAUUUUACGGCAGGACCAAAACCGUCGAGGGAAGGAAGGAAGGAAGAUUCAGUUCGCCGACUUGGGUUGCGCGGAGGACGCGAUAACGAAAAGGCGGUAGAGGCAGGGGGGGACGAAGAUUCAUCGAAAAUCAUGGAUAAUUCCGUCGGUGCGCGAUCGGCUCGGUUCGACGCUCGUCGGCGGACAUCGGAGACUCGAGGCUGAGCGGCCCCGCUCGCGACACUUCGGCGACCUUCGGCGCUUCUCGUGCCCGCGCGAUCGCGAUCGCCGCCGCCGCCGCCGAACAGUUGUACGCCGCGCAAACAUACGUUAACCGUCGUGCGAGCGUGUUCGCGCGCGCGUCUCUCUCUCCGGUGCUCGCGCGGGGCCCAUUCUUUCUCGUUUCGUCUCUCGACUCGCUCGCGUCUCGCGCUCUCCACGGUGCAGUGCGGUGGUGUUGCCCGGCGGCGGACCCGGCGCGGAUUCACGUUCGUUGUCCCCCCCCCCCUCGCCCCCUUCCUCGCCGGUCGAGAGUGAGACCGACCGCGGUGACGCGAUGUCCUCCUUCAAGGACGAUAAGGUGCCGUGCGCCCGGCUCUGCCACAUCGUCAAGUGGGACGACUUUAACGGCUACGGAUUCAAUUUGCACGCGCAGAAGGGCAAGAACGGCCAGUUCAUCGGCAAGGUGGACGACGGCUCGCCGAGCCAGGCGGCCGGCCUGCGCCAGGGCGACCGGAUAAUCGAGGUUAACGAGAUCGACAUCGCGAACGAGACCCACAACCAGGUGGUCGAGCGGAUCAAGGCGUUCCCGAGCGAGACCAAGCUGCUGGUGGUCGACCAGGAGGCGGACGAUUACUUCAGGGAGAACAACGUCGUCAUCAAGGGCGGCAUGUCGAACGUCAAGGUGAUCAAGACGCCGGAGAGGAAUCCCAACAGCGUGGAGGACCGCUCCGACGGCAGCAACUGCUCCAUCGACGAGAACACGCAGAAGUCCAUCGACUCGAACGACACGGGGCACAGCGACAGUACCACCGCUGCGCAGACGACGACCGGCGGCAAGGAGUCAAACAUGCGGGAAAACGGCAACGGCGGCGUGAACCACGUGCACGGCACGGGUAACGGCAGCCUGGGCGUCGAGGAUGGCACGAAUAACAGCGAGUCCCGAUCCCAGGGUCUGAACCUGACGAUGAGCGCGAAGGAGCUCAGGGAGAUGCUGGCGCAGCGCAAAAAGUACGACCCGAAGAAGGAGUCGAUCGGCUUCAAGGACAAAUUCGACAUCGUGCAGAAACUGUAGACGCAUCCUCACGCCUCUCCUGUGACUUGUGGGUAGUCCUUUUCUCAUUCCUUUAUUCCUUUCUUUUAUUUUUCCCUCGUUAUCGCCGCCGAGCGCAAGGACGACGGCGACGACGACGGUUCCCUCCCUACGAUGUAAUCGCAUUUUGUUGUAACCGAUCAAAUUGUUGUUAUAAUAAAUACACGAUUGUUUAUUAUCGUG
This is a messenger RNA of Vollenhovia emeryi, 2076 nucleotides long. Its product is annotated as Na(+)/H(+) exchange regulatory cofactor NHE-RF2. Gene Ontology annotation, cellular component: apical plasma membrane. The record is from RefSeq and is a predicted model, not a curated record. Gene Ontology annotation, molecular function: protein binding; protein-membrane adaptor activity. The transcript is spliced from 2 exons. Gene Ontology annotation, biological process: protein localization to plasma membrane. Bases 1138 to 1875 code for a protein of 245 amino acids. Lineage: Eukaryota; Metazoa; Arthropoda; Insecta; Hymenoptera; Formicidae.